Molecule: messenger RNA, 2061 nt
Organism: Theileria annulata
Lineage: Eukaryota; Apicomplexa; Aconoidasida; Piroplasmida; Theileriidae
Product: Theileria-specific sub-telomeric protein, SVSP family member, putative
Exons: 1
Coding region: 1-2061 (686 amino acids)
Source: RefSeq, a predicted model, not a curated record
AUGUAUAUAUGUUUUGCAUACACAUACACAUUAAUAUUACUAUUAAUUGGAUAUUCUGGAUGUUCAGAUAAACCUACUAACACACAGGGUUCUAACUCUAAUGAAGAUAAUCUUCCAAAAAUUGGAGGAUUAUCAUUAGUAGAUUAUAGUGAUUCUGAUGAUGAAGAUAAUUUUCAGGUAACAGAAACUCAAGAAGAACAGACUGAAGAAAUAACUGAAGUACUAGAUGAAACUCAGACUGAACAAGAAACUACUCAGAUUGAAACUCAACCUGAACCUGAAACUACUCAAACUCAAACUGAAACUCAGACUGAACCCGUUAAGGAUGUAGAAACACAAACAGAUCUAGAACAGCCAGAACCACAAACAGAACCAGAACCUGAUGAUAAUCAAAUAAAAGAAAAACUACAUGUAUUAUAUUAUGUACCUCCUCCACAAGAACCAUAUGGAAUAUAUCAACAAAUAGUAGCAAUACCACCUAUUAAACCUUUGCCACCACCGGUUCCAGGAGAAUCUCCAAAAUAUUAUUUGAUAUCAGCAGAACAAAAUAAGUAUGGAGAACAUGAAACAAUUCCUGUCACUUAUAUGGAAUAUAAACCUAUUCUUCAACCUGUACUCUAUUAUGAACCUAUUAUUGGACCUCAAACAUAUCCUCCAAUGCAAUAUCCAUCAGUUAGUUAUCCUGUUGUAAUACCACCACCAAUACAACCUACUCAACUACCUACUAUAACUAAAGAAUCCCCUCAACAACCUAGUCAACAACCUAGUCAAGAAACUAGUCAAGAAACUAGUCAACCUGAGACACCUCAACAACCUACUCGAAUACCAAGACAACCUACUCGAAUACCAAGACAACGUACUCACCCUAAAGAGCAUAAACCAAUUCAUCCGAAUAUUAGACCACGUAUAAAAAUACUAAGACGACCUACACAGCCUAUACAAUCUAAAGAACCUACUAAACAAGACUCUAAAGCAGCUACUGAACCUUCUCAAACUAUGGAACCUUCUCAACAAUCCUCUAAAGAACCUUCUACUGAAGAACCUACUCAGGAAGACUCUAAAGACUCUAGUUUGGAACCUACUCAAUCUACUGAAGAAUCCACACAUGAACCUACUCAUACUGAAGAACCUCGUCAACCUGAACCUACUCAAGAACCAACCGAAGAACCUACACAAACUACUCAACAUACUACUCAAAUAGAACCCAUAAAACCUACUAGUGAACCUGAACAGUUGGAACCAGAAACUAUUCCAGUAGAAAUUGGAUCAGAUGAAGAUGAAGAACAUGGAGGUGAAGAACCUCCAAAGGAACCUACUGAAUCUCCAAGUGGACCUGGAGAUGCAGAUCAACCACCAGAUAAAUCUGAUGAACCAGGUGGUGCAGGUGGUGAUGAGGAUGAAGAAGAUCAACCUGAAGAACCUGAAGAAGAGAAGGAACCACCUAAAGAUUUAAAAAAGUGUAAAGAAGUUAAAUUUAUGAAGAUGAAUGAAGAGGGUAAUUUAAUUCCAAUGUCUGAGGGUGAUUAUGAAAUUAAAUAUGAAAAUUUUUAUGUCACCAAAUAUGAAUUUUUAGCAAACCUCGAGGAAAUACAUUGUGAUGGUAAGCCAAUUUUUAUUCAUAAACAUUCAAGUCCUUAUACGAAAUUAAUAACCCAUAAUAUAUGUGAUGAUAGUUUUAUACUUUUAAUCGGUGAUAAUUUUGUUACACUGAGUUUAGGCAAAAAAAAUUGGAGCUCACUUACUUACCAAAUUCCAAAUUUUAUCAAACUUUAUAAACAUGAUAGUGAAGGAAAUCUGGUUGAAAUGAAUCGUGAAGAAUACAUAAUUGAUUUCAAAUUAAAACAUUCCUUCAAAUAUAUCAUGAGGAAAAAUAUUUCGUGUAUCAAAGUUCAAGUCGCAAAUAUAGUAGCAUGGGAAAAAACUAAAAAUGAUACAGAUCUUUGUGGAUUUUCUAUAUCUUCACUAAAUUCUGUUGUAUUACGUUUCCAUAAAUAUACAAGAGUAGUUAACAAAAAAAACGGAACUUAUAAAACUUCAUUUACAAAGUCAAAAAAGAAAUAA